Molecule: messenger RNA, 441 nt
Organism: Trametes versicolor FP-101664 SS1
Lineage: Eukaryota; Fungi; Basidiomycota; Agaricomycetes; Polyporales; Polyporaceae
Exons: 2
Coding region: 1-441 (146 amino acids)
Source: RefSeq, a predicted model, not a curated record
AUGUUCAAGGCCACGGAGCUUCUCCGCGCCAUCGUCAGGGACAAGACGACCCCUGCGCGCACCGCAGCGCACGACCUCGAAUCAUUCUGCUGGGUCUUCGUCAGCACCGUCUACCUCCGCGGCGUACAAGAUGCUCUCGAUAGCGAAGCGCAAGCAGCUCUGCAGAGAGAACGUCGUAGGAUCUUCGCGGCCACGAGCUAUCAGGAAUUACUGAACAACCGGGCCGUGGCUCUGCCAGCGGAUUUGUGCGAGGCAUUCUACACUAUCCAGGAGCGUCUCGACACGUGCUGGUAUCUGCUCAAGGGCAGCUGGCUUCUAACCAUCAAGGAUUUCCCGCAGACGUACACGAUGACCAAGGCCACGCACAAGGGCCUGUUGAGGGCGUUCGACUUUCGCAAUAUCAACUCUGGCCCCGAAGCGGAGCGCGAGGGCGAGGUUUAG